CGCUUCUUAACAAGGGAUCGCGCCUCAUGACCCAGUCGCUCCGCGCUGGCGUCCGCAACAUGUCGAGCGCCACCGAGCAGGAGGCCAAGGAACAGAUGCACCGAUGGACCACCAUCUCUAAGGGCAUGAUCGCCCUGACGUCCGUGUACACGGUGUACGCCAUCGGCGACCACCUGAGCCACGAGCACCACGAGAAGGACACCCCGGCCUACCCGUACCUCAAGAUGCGCACCAAGCCCUUCCCGUGGCCCGAGUCGAACUGCGACCUGCUGGACUUCGACUGCAAGGCCAAGGCCCGCGCCGCCAAGAAGGCCCUCGAGUAAGCGUCGUCAAUGCAGCACAGGCUAAUAGGACAGGUGGAGGAGCAGAGAGAGUGGGCGGGGCUGACUUGUCAGACUUGCUUCUCUCUUGCUCUCUAUUUGACCUAUCGUCUGUCAAGUCUUCCGUGUUGUCUCGCUCUUUCAAGGAUUCCGAGUCAUCGCACCACACACACGCAGUCGACCAUAAUUGAAGAAAAAAAAGAAAUAAAAACACGAGACCGAGUCUUCGUUGUCCUUAUUAAC
Messenger RNA from Phytophthora sojae, 563 nucleotides. RefSeq lists its product as hypothetical. The transcript has 2 exons. Gene Ontology annotation, molecular function: enzyme regulator activity. The record is from RefSeq and is a predicted model, not a curated record. Gene Ontology annotation, biological process: mitochondrial electron transport, cytochrome c to oxygen. The coding region runs from base 27 to 323 and encodes 98 amino acids. Gene Ontology annotation, cellular component: mitochondrial inner membrane. Lineage: Eukaryota; Oomycota; Peronosporomycetes; Peronosporales; Peronosporaceae.